CAAUUGGUUGUGCGCAUGCGUUGUUUCCGUUUCUCACGUGGUUUCGUUACGAUGGCUGUGUGAUAGACAGUACUUGUAAUCAACGAGGAGUGUUGGGAAGAAGAAGAAGAAGAGUAAGAGCGUUCUGCAUGUGUCCCGGGGCCAGAAACGGCUGGUAACUUGGGUAACUUGCCUCACGGAGCAGUUCCUUGUGAGACCAGACCCUUGCACUUGCAGUUUAGGUAACGGGGCCCCUAAACUGCUCCGCAUCUUUACACGAAGAUUUGAAACAGAAGUUUCCUUUGCAAAUCUUGAAAUGGGUGGACCUCUUAUAACAGGGAAAGUGCUGUUUCCUAGUUUUGCAAAUUGGAUUGUUUGGUGUCAAAAACAACAACACCGUUGUAAGUUUUAUGAGAAUCGUCAUGCAAACCGGAAGUGCGUAUCCCAGCAUUUUCAGGUGAUGAAUCUGCGGGAGGGCACUGUGGCAUUGCAGGAGGGCAAACCUGGAGAAAUGACAUGUAAAAGUCAGAGACUGAUGUUACUCACAGGACUGAUAUGCCCUGCCAGUCCUGGCUGCUACCAUUAUAUGCCCUACACUGUCCGAUCAAUGGAAAAACUCAUCAAGUUGAUAGAUCAAGAAAUGCAGGCCAUUGGGGGUCAGAAACUGAAUAUGCCUACCUUGUGCUCAGCAGAGCUUUGGAGAGCCAGUGAAAGGUGGGAACUGAUGGGGAAUGAGCUAUUUCGACUGACAGACAGACACAAUAAGCAAUUUUGUCUAGGGCCUACCCAUGAAGAAGCUAUCACAAACCUCAUCGCUUCUCAAAGCUAUUUGUCCCACAAGCAACUUCCUCUCUUGCUGUAUCAAGUAACAAGAAAGUUUCGAGAUGAACCAAAACCACGUUUUGGGUUGCUGCGUGGCCGAGAGUUCUAUAUGAAGGAUAUGUACACUUUUGAUGCCUCAAAGGAGGCUGCCCUCAAGACCUAUGCCCUUGUAUGCAAUGCUUACUACAACAUACUUAACCGCUUGGGCCUUCCGUUUGUUAAAGUCCAAGCUGCUACGGGAAGCAUUGGGGGAACACUGUCUCAUGAAUUUCAGCUCCCAGCUGACAUUGGCGAAGACCAGUUGAUGAUAUGUACAAAUUGUGACUUUUCAGCCAACACGGAAACCAUAGAUCCCAGUAAAGUGCGUUGCCCAGUUUGCGAGGGAAAACUGAUGGAGAAGAGAGGAAUUGAAGUUGGCCAUACCUUCUACUUGGGCACCAAAUACUCCUCUGUUUUUAAUACUCUUGUCAACACUGCAGAGAAUAAACCUGUUAUGGCUGAAAUGGGCUGCUAUGGGCUUGGUGUGAGUCGGAUCCUUGCUGCUUCCAUUGAAGUGCUUUCUACAGAGGAUGCUAUCCGUUGGCCAAACCUCAUUGCCCCUUAUCAAAUCUGCCUGAUUCCUCCAAAGAGGGGCAGCAAGGAGGAGAAAGGUGCAAUGCUUGUGGAGGAAUUAUAUGAUUCUAUUGCUCAAGCAGUCCCACAACUUAUAGACGAGAUAGUCCUGGAUGACCGGACUGAGCUCACAAUUGGUAAAAGGUUAAAAGACGCCGAUAAACGUGGGUAUCCCUACGUUAUAAUAGCUGGGAAGAAGACUGUGGAUGUUCCCUCUCUGUUUGAAGUAAGGAAUCAAAACACUGGUGAGAUAUUGUUCCUUACCAGAGAGGCUAUUGUUGACUUGCUAAGUAAAGUGCACACAUCCUAAAUACUCCUUUGUCUUGUGUUUGAAUAUUAAAGUGCUUAUGCAUUCCUUUGUCAUAUUUGACACAUGCCAAGGGGGACCUUUGUGACUUUCACUGUUUUGGUUUAGGUUUACUUGCUCAAGGAUUGGAAAGAAGGCAGGAAUAAUGGUUGUUUCCUUUCAUGUGUGGCUUGCCCAUGGAGUUCAGUGUUGGAAAGUUUCGUUUCUACAGUGAGGAUGUUCUAUAUGAAGGAUUCCUAUCAUCAGAUUCAACAAGUCAGCCCUUUGUUACACAGUGUAAUACUUCCCUCCCUGACUAUUCUUCUAGGAGAAGGAAAAAGUAAGAUGGAUGUGAAUAGGGUUAAAAACAACUCUGAAAUACAGCCUUCUCAAUGUGGUUCAUGGAAGCAGGCCCUUACUUUUCUGUCCAGCUACCAACAUCUGACAUAAAAGAAGGGAAAGCUGAAUGCAAAAUACGAACUAAUUCUUGAUUUUCUCAUGUUUUUCUUGGAUAUACCAUGUUUUUGUAUGUAGAAUUCCCAUAGUUUAACUACAGUGGUGCCCCGCAAGACGGUGUUAAUUCGUUCCACGAAAA
Messenger RNA from Pogona vitticeps (central bearded dragon), 2294 nucleotides. The record is from RefSeq and is a predicted model, not a curated record. Lineage: Eukaryota; Metazoa; Chordata; Lepidosauria; Squamata; Agamidae.